AUGGAUCUACGCUACUUUGCUAUAACAAACGAGAAACAUAUCGUUUGGCAUCGGUCGUUCUCAAAACGUAGCUUUGAAGACGUGGUACUUAAAUAUCUGUUAUGUAAUCCUCCAGAUCAAGAUAUAUACUAUAGCGAAGGGGAUUUCUCUCUUCAUUGCCUGACCGUUUCAGGACUCUCCUUUAUCGCGGUAACCGAUCGAAAUGCUUCUCGACAAAAAUUUCGGAACUUGGUUGUAGAGGUUUCUCGCAAUUUUCUAAGCGAUGGUACAAGAUUUCAAAGGGCUAAAAGUGGUGGUAAAGAUUGUUUACAACAGUCUUAUAAUAUAACCUUGGAAGAUUUGAUGGAAUCACCCAACUCUUCUAAGGGAAAUGAUUCGUUGGACCAGUUACGUAAUAAUGUGAAUACUGUAACAGCUGUAAUGCAAGAGAAUACUAGACUAGCGCUUCAACGAGGUGAUCGGUUAAACAAUUUGGUCAGUAAAACAGAUGAACUUGCAGCCAGCGCUAAUCAAUUCCAAACAACUGCUACAAAGGUGGCCCGAAAAACUUGGUGGGAAAAUUUUCGUAUGAAAUUAAUUAUUGUUGGCGUUGUCGGUGGCAUACUUCUGGUAAUUGUGAUAAUUAUACUCUGGCAGACUGGAGUGUUCAAUAGCAAAUCGCAACACCAGUAA
Molecule: messenger RNA, 672 nt
Organism: Schistosoma intercalatum
Lineage: Eukaryota; Metazoa; Platyhelminthes; Trematoda; Strigeidida; Schistosomatidae
Source: the annotation of a GenBank genome assembly